Molecule: messenger RNA, 234 nt
Organism: Pieris macdunnoughi
Lineage: Eukaryota; Metazoa; Arthropoda; Insecta; Lepidoptera; Pieridae
Source: the annotation of a GenBank genome assembly
AUGGGUGGGGCACAUUGCCCGAAAAACGGAUGGCCGAUAGGGCAAAAACCGGGGCCGAGGACCAGACGGCGAAGCUUGGGAUGGCCCCCCACAAGGUGGACAGAUGACCUGGUGAGGGAAGGUGUUGGAUGGAGAGCGUGGGGAACCGGUCGUACUGGAAAUUUAGGGGAGAGGCCUAUGUACAGCUGUGAACGUCGACAGGCUGAAACAACCGAUACACUAUUUCAUUGGUAA